GAAAGGUCAAUUUCCCGCCGGGCUUUGCUCCUGGUCGUGGGGUAAGGUGGGCUUUUCAGUGGUAUCCUCACUUGAGUGGAGAUCUGGGGGAUACCCUUUUAGUCCUGGGGAUAGAGUGACUGCUUGCGAGUCGGUUCAGCAGUGCCUCAGGUUCUCAAGAAAAAAAACAAUCAGCGAAUGAUAUUCAGGUUUAUUCCUAUAUAAGGUCAACAUGAAACUUUUGUGAAGUCCCCACAUCCUGUAAGAAUCAAAGAAAGCAUCAGAAAUUCCAUGAGUUUCUUCAGCUUCUGCAAGUUGUGCUCUUGAGCUUUUGAGGAGUUCAGAACAAUCCAGAUUUCCCAGGUCUUUGGGAACAUGACUGAACCUGGCUUAUUGACACGUUGCUGGUUGUGACUUCAAAACCCUAAGACUCUGAGCUUUUGGUCCAGAGCCCAAGAGGAGCCUCGGCACCAUUCUCACUGGGGGCAUGUGGGCUCCAGGUGGCCCCCACGGCGACCUGGAUUCCCAUUUGACUCAGAGUCACAGGCUGUAGCGCUUCCUCUAAAUUUGCAUCAUGGGCUUGUAGGGACUGCUUCACUGAGCCAUGGUCUGUUCGGCUGCCCCUCUGCUGCUCCUGGCCACAACUCUUCCCCUGCUGGGGUCACCAGUUGCCCAAGCAUCCCAACCUGGACAGAGUCAGGCUGGAGGGGAAUCUGGAUCUGGGCAGCUCCUGGACCAACAGAAUGGAGCAGGAGAAUCAGCGCUGGUCUCCGUCUAUGUACAUCUGGACUUUUCAGAUAAGACCUGGCCCCAUGAAGUCUCCAGGACCCUGACUCUCCCUGCUGCUUCAGCUUCCUCUUCCCCAAGGCCUCUUCUCACUGGCCUCAGACUCACAACAGAGUGUAAUGUCAACCACGAGGGGAAUUUCUAUUGUGCUUGCCUCUCUGGCUACCAGUGGAACACCAGCAUCUGCCUCCAUUACCCUCCUUGUCAAAGCCCCCAGAACCACCAGCCUUGUGGCUGCCUUGUCUUCAGCCAUCCUGAACCCGGGUACUGCCAGUUGCUGCCACCUGGGUCCCCUGUCACCUGCCUCCCUGCAGUCCCCGGGACCCUCAGCCUGAACUCCCAGCUGCAGAUGCCUGGUGACACACUGAGCCUGACUCUUCUGCUGAGCCAGGAGGCCACCGACCUGAGCUGGUUCCUGAGGCACCCAGGGAGCCCCAGUCCCAUCCUCCUGCAGCCAGGGACACAGGUGUCUGUGACUUCCAGCCACGGCCAGGCUGCCCUCAGUGUCUCCAACAUGUCCCAUCACUGGGCAGGUGAGUACAUGAGCUGCUUUGAGGCCCAGGGCUUCAAGUGGAACCUGCACGAGGUGGUGAGGGUGCCCUUGAAGGCGACAGAUGUGGCUCGACUUCCAGACCAGCUGUCCAUCUCCUGUGCCACCUCCCCUGGCUUCCAGCUGAGCUGCUGCAUCCCCAGCACAAACCUGGCCUACACCGUGACCUGGAGCCCUGGAGAGGGCAGCAAAGCCUCCUCCUUCAACGAGUCAGGCUCUCAGUGCUUUGUGUUGGCUGUUCAGCACUGCCCAAUGACUGACUCCGUGUACACUUGUGACCUGCAGAGCCCUGGCCUGGCUCCACUCAGGGUCCCCAUCUCCAUCACCAUCAUCCAGGAUGGGGACAUCACCUGCCCUGAGGACACCUCAGUGCUUACCUGGAAUGUCACCAAGGCUGGCCACGUGGCACAGGCCCCAUGUCCUGAGAGCAAGAGGGGCAUAGUGAGGAGGUUUUGUGCAGCUGACGGAGUCUGGGGGCCUGUCCACAGCAGCUGCACAGAUGCGAGGCUCCUGGCCUUGUUCACUAGAGCCAAGCUGCUGCAGGCAGGCCAGGGCAGUCCUGCUGAGGAGGUACCACAGAUCCUGUCACAGCUGCCAGGGCAGGCGGCAGAGGCAAGUUCACCCUCCGACUUACUGACCCUGCUGAGCACCAUGAAAUACCUGGCCAAGGCGGUGGCAAAGGCCAGAAUACAGCUUGACUGCAGCGCCCUGAAGAAUCUCCUGAUUGCCACAGACAAGGUCCUAGAUAUGGACACCAGGUCUCUGUGGACCCUGGCCCAAGCCCGGAAGCCCUGGGCAGGCUCAACUCUCCUGCUGGCUGUGGAGACCCUGGCAUGCAGCCUGUGCCCACAGGACCACCCCUUCACCUUCAGCUUGCCCAAUGUGCUGCUGCAGAGCCAGCUGUUUGGACCCACGUUUCCUGCUGACUACAGCAUCUCCUUCCCUACUCGGCCCCCACUGCAGGCUCAGAUUCCCAGGCACUCACUGGCCCCACUGGUCCGUAAUGGAACUGAAAUAAGUAUUACUAGCCUGGUGUUGCAAAAACUGGACCACCUUCUGCCUUCAAACUAUGGACAAGGGCUGGGGGAUUCCCUCUAUGCCACUCCUGGCCUGGUCCUUGUCAUUUCCAUCAUGGCAGGCGACCAGGCCUUCAGCCAGGGCGAGGUCAUCAUGGAUUUUGGGAACACGGAUGGUUCCCCUCACUGUGUCUUCUGGGAUCACAGCCUCUUCCAGGGCAGGGGGGGUUGGUCCAAAGAAGGGUGCCAGGCACAGGCGGCCAGUGGCAGUCCCACUGCUCGGUGCCUCUGCCAGCACCUCACUGCCUUCUCCGUCCUCAUGUCCCCACACACUGUUCCGGAAGAACCCGCUCUGGCGCUGCUGACUCAAGUGGGCUUGGGAGCUUCCAUACUGGCGCUGCUUGUGUGCCUGGGUGUGUACAGGCUGGUCUGGAGAGUCGUGGUGCGGAACAAGGUCUCCUAUUUCCGCCACGCCGCCCUGCUCAACAUGGUGCUCUGCUUGCUGGCCGCAGACACUUGCUUCCUAGGCGCCCCCUUCCUCCCUCCAGGGCCCCGAAGCCCGCUCUGCCUGGCUGCCACCUUCCUCUGUCAUUUCCUCUACCUGGCCACCUUUUUCUGGAUGCUGGCGCAGGCCCUGGUGUUGGCCCACCAGCUGCUCUUUGUCUUUCACCAGCUGCCGAAGCACCGAGUUCUCCCCCUGAUGGUGCUUCUGGGCUACCUGUGCCCACUGGGGUUGGCGGGUGUCACCCUGGGGCUCUACCUACCUCAAGGGCAAUACCUGAGGGAGGGGGAAUGCUGGUUGGAUGGGAAGGGAGGGGCGUUAUACACCUUCGUGGGGCCAGUGCUGGCUAUUGUAGGUGUGAAUGGGCUGGUACUAGCCAUGGCCAUGCUGAAGUUGCUGAGACCUUCGCUGUCAGAGGGACCCCCAGCGGAGAAGCGCCAAGCUCUGCUGGGGGUGAUCAAAGCCCUGCUCAUUCUCACACCCAUCUUUGGCCUCACCUGGGGGCUGGGCCUGGCCACUCUGUUAGAGGAAGUCUCCGUGGUCCCUCAUUACAUCUUCACCAUUCUCAACACCCUCCAGGGUGUCUUCAUCCUAUUGUUUGGUUGCCUCAUGGACAAGAAGGUACAAGAAGCUUUGCGCAAACGCUUCUGCCGUGCCCAAGCCCCCAGCUCCACCAUCUCCCUGGUGAGUUGCUGGCUUCAGAUCCUCAGCUCUCCCUCCGAGAGCAUGUCAGAAGGCAUUCCACGGCCUUCCUCAGAGGACAUGGGCACAGCCAGAAGUUGAGAGAAGACUGGGGUUGUUUUUUAGAAUGAGCAGGUUUCAGGUUCCAGCUCCCCACCGGUGAAAUGAGCAGCCUGGUCAGAGCAGUCAGGAUCAGGGUCCCGGGUUCCUGAUCAUCACCUGGACUCCUGCUGAUUCUCUUGUCUCUGGUUUCUCCAUCUAAAAAUCUGCCUCCAGUUAGCAUUUGAAGGAAAAGUGUGGGAUCAGAACUCAUGGGAGUUACUAUAGCGGAGAGCAAAAUUUCUAGGAUUCCUGCAGCCCAGGCAGGAGUGCAUGUGAGAAAGUAAAACGGAUACAACUUCUUCAAGGGAGAGUUGACAAUAAUAAUAAUCGCCCUGCAAUUGGGCCUUUCCACCCCUUCCUAGUCCACAAAUGAAGGCUACAUCUUGGAACACAGCAAAGGAGGAAGUGACACUGCCAGGUGAGAACUAGACUUUCUCAGGGGCAGUGUAAGCAGGGUGGAUUGAGGACGGUGUGGCAAAGGCCAAACCAACUUUGCCAAACUCCUGGCAAAGUUCUGGAGAGAAGCCUCCUCUUUCUAUACUCAGCCCACACCAAAGGGUAGGAAACAGGUUUUUCUAGGGUAGCCAUUGCUAGAUGGGUGGGGGACGGUGGAAAUGUCAGAGAGCAGAAGGCAUAGCUAGCACCUUCUCUUGCUUUCCAAGAAAGCAAGAAGUUUCACCACCACCAGUCCUUGACUCAGUUUCUCUGAAAAUUCCUUUUCACAUUAUCACACUUCUUAUUAUCAUGAGAGUCAUGCCUUGAAGGGAUUGCCAUGGGUGGGCUUGGUAUCCAGAGGGGAGGGCAGCCUGCAGAAGUUGGGCGCGGUAUCCAUUCACCACUCCCGAGCUCUUUCACAGGAAGACAGAUGCUUCAGAGUGAACCACACACGGACCCAUGUUCCUGCAAGGGAGUUGAGGCUAUGUGCUUGAACCCACCAGAUGAGCCCUGGCCCAAUGCUCUGAACUCUUCCUGCCUCCCGGAGCUCAGCCCUUGAUAAAGUCAGGCUUCUAUUUCCCUUAGUCACACUCAUUUAUCUUACAGCUCACCCCUUCUCAUUUCUAAAGUAUCCAGCAAGAAUAGCAGGAAAAAUUAGCUAAAGGCACCUAAUGAAUAAGGCUGCCUUUGCUCCAGAAAUAAUCAACAGAUAUCAAAGUGCGUAAUAAUUACAAGUAAACUUUCUCAACCAGUUUUUAACUAUAACAAUACAUGUUGUGAAUGAAUAUGUUUGAUAAAAAUGGUUUUAAUUGACCUAUUCAGCGAUUUCUGAUGAUUUCUUUUGCAAUAGUUAUGAAGAAAGGACGACUUAAUUGACAGGAACCUCUGAUCUUCCAAACAUUGGAGAUGAAGGGCAGGACUUGGUUUGUCUCUUCUCAAGUUUAGGAAAAGAUGAAGUUAAUUGGUCCCUCUUUCUCUAACCUUUAAAAAAAAUAAAUAUAAAAUGUAAGUUUCA
Molecule: messenger RNA, 5066 nt
Organism: Macaca mulatta (Rhesus monkey)
Lineage: Eukaryota; Metazoa; Chordata; Mammalia; Primates; Cercopithecidae
Source: RefSeq, a predicted model, not a curated record